Messenger RNA from Amyelois transitella, 664 nucleotides. It is a transcript of the gene Tapdelta, whose product is annotated as translocon-associated protein subunit delta. The transcript has 3 exons. NCBI's taxonomy places the organism in Eukaryota, Metazoa, Arthropoda, Insecta, Lepidoptera, Pyralidae. Bases 106 to 615 code for a protein of 169 amino acids. Gene Ontology annotation, cellular component: endoplasmic reticulum; membrane; endomembrane system. The record is from RefSeq and is a predicted model, not a curated record.
CCGAACGCAAUCUAAAAUACGUGGAAAGUCCUCGCUCCGCUCAGUUGAACUGAGCUAAGUUUUAUUCAUAUUUCUAAGUCACAAACGUUUUUUGAAGACUUCAAAAUGGUCACAAAAUACUUUAUUUCUUUAUUCCUUAUCACAUUCUGCGGGAGGGCCUUAUCCGAAAGCUGCAAAAACCCAAAAGUCGAGGCAGCUUCAUUCACCAGUUUAGAUGCCACAAUCGUAACACAAAUCGCAUAUAUUACUGAAUUUACGCUGAAAUGUGACAACGAAUUGCCUGAAAACUAUGCUUUGUAUGCAGAAGUUGAAGGAAAACCACUGGCAGCGGCCCGAAUUGGCACUAACAAGUACCAGGUUUCUUGGACUGAGGAACCUGCCAAGGCUCGCUCAGGAACUCACAAAGUCCAUAUUCUGGACGAGGAAGGCUGGGCUUCUCUAAGACGCGCUCGCCGAGCUGACCCCGCAGCUGAAGUGGCUCCAAUGCUUGCUAUUGAAUUACAACACCCAGGCAGUUACUCUGGUCCCUAUGUGAACUCUGAACUACUUGCCACCGUCACCUCAAUCUUCGUUGCGUAUGUCGCGCUUCGCAACAAAAGCAAGAUCCUAGCUUAAAUAAAUUGUUCUUUAAUUUUAUUUAAUUAAAUUUACAUAUUUUUUAAAA